Molecule: messenger RNA, 318 nt
Organism: Aspergillus puulaauensis
Lineage: Eukaryota; Fungi; Ascomycota; Eurotiomycetes; Eurotiales; Aspergillaceae
Product: TMEM14 family protein
Exons: 2
Coding region: 1-318 (105 amino acids)
Cellular component (GO): membrane
Source: RefSeq, a predicted model, not a curated record
AUGACCUCCCCAACAACCCCCGCCCUCGCCCUCUCCCUCCUCACCUCCCUCGGCGGCGCAAUCGGAUACGCACGCACCGGAUCCCUGCCCUCAAUCAUCGCCGGUCUUUCCGUCGGCGCACUAUACCUCCUCUCGUUCUUCCGACUGCGCGGCGGCCAGGCGUGGGGCGAGGAGAUCGGGCUUCUGGCCUCCAUUGUCCUGGCGGGCAGCUCGAUUCCCAGGGCUAUUAAGUUGAGAAAGCCGGUUCCAGUGGCUUUGAGUGUCGUCGCGCUUUAUGGUCUGGUGGUUUUCGGGGGUGCGGUUAGGAAGAGGGUUUGA